Messenger RNA from Antrostomus carolinensis (chuck-will's-widow), 1661 nucleotides. It is a transcript of the gene EYA3, whose product is annotated as EYA transcriptional coactivator and phosphatase 3. The record is from RefSeq and is a predicted model, not a curated record. The annotation marks the transcript as partial. Gene Ontology annotation, biological process: multicellular organism development; negative regulation of extrinsic apoptotic signaling pathway in absence of ligand; positive regulation of DNA repair. Gene Ontology annotation, cellular component: nucleus. The transcript has 11 exons. Gene Ontology annotation, molecular function: protein tyrosine phosphatase activity. Lineage: Eukaryota; Metazoa; Chordata; Aves; Caprimulgiformes; Caprimulgidae.
CAUCAACUACCAAUGCCAGUCCAGUCUCUACGUGCUCAACUGUUGUCAAUAUUUCCACAUCAGCAGUAGCCAGCAUCUCACAGGAAUAUCCUACGUACACAAUCCUUGGCCAGAGUCAGUACCAGACGUGUUACCCAAGUUCUGGCUUUGGAGUCAUCACACCAGCAGACAGCAACACAGAGGGUACUGCGUUAGCAACAACUGCAUAUCCCACCGAGAAACCAAAUGCCAUGGUGCCUACGCGGACGGUGCAGAGACAUUCCUCUGGAGAUGCAUCCACAAGUCCUUCAUUAUCAAGAGCAACAGCAAGUAAAGAGUUAGACGAGCAGGCAAGAAAAAACAUUCCAGGGAAGAACAGGGGGAAGAGGAAAGCAGAUACCUCUUCCUCACAGGACAGUGAACUGGAGCGAGUGUUUCUCUGGGACCUGGAUGAGACCAUCAUAAUCUUCCAUUCACUUCUCACAGGGUCUUAUGCUCAAAAAUACGGCAAGGAUCCAACUCUAGUGAUUGGCUCAGGUCUGUCAAUGGAGGAGAUGAUUUUUGAAGUAGCUGAUACUCACUUGUUCUUCAAUGACUUGGAGGAGUGUGACCAGGUACACAUAGAAGAUGUGGCAUCUGAUGACAAUGGCCAAGAUUUAAGCAACUACAAUUUUUCCACGGAUGGCUUCAGUGGCUCAGGCAGUAACGCGAAUCACAGCUCAUCAGUUGGUGUCCAGGGUGGAGUGGACUGGAUGAGAAAACUGGCCUUCCGCUACCGCAGGGUACGAGAGAUCUACGACAAAUACAAAACUAAUGUUGGAGGUCUUCUCAGCCCGCAGAAGAGGGAAGCGCUGCAGCGACUAAGGACUGAUAUAGAAGUGCUAACAGAUUCCUGGCUGGAAACUGCAUUAAAGUCCCUGCUCCUCAUACAGUCCAGAAAAAACUGUGUGAACAUCCUGAUCACAACCACCCAACUGGUGCCAGCUCUAGCCAAAGUUCUCCUGUAUGGAUUGGGCGAGGUGUUUCCCAUCGAAAAUAUUUAUAGUGCUACAAAAAUAGGUAAGGAGAGCUGUUUUGAGAGGAUCGUGUCACGAUUUGGAAAGAAAGUCACCUACGUGGUAAUUGGAGAUGGGCGUGAUGAAGAGGUUGCAGCUAAGCAGCACAACAUGCCUUUCUGGAGGAUCACAAAUCACGCAGACCUCGUGUCUCUUCACCAAGCCCUCGAGUUAGACUUCCUGUAGGGAGCUGGAGCAAAGGUGUGACUGCAGCUCCUGCGAGCCCUCUCCAUCACUGGGGAGGCAGAAAUCUCAUACAUUUGGGGACUCACUUUUCAGCUUGAUGAAGAAAACAUACCUAAUGCAAACUGUACAGUAGAACAUGACUCCAGGUCGUUUCCUCAGGAGCACAGGCCCUGCCAAGUACAAAGGUGUCCUAUAAAGAAGCACUAGACUCAGCAGAGCUAGAGCUUGUCUAAAGAAAAGACUUACAGAAGCCAGCUGAAUUCCUCUAGCAGGUAGUCUCCAGACGGAGGGGCUGAUUCAACAGCAGAAGUAUUUGUAAGAGCCUUCUCCUUUCUAUUCAGCUUAGUUGUAGAACCCAAGUAAACACAAAACCUUAUUUUUAUAGAAAAAAAUACUGAUGGCAGAGCUCAGCCUCCCUUGUUUCACAAAGCCGAAAAGAGC